AUGACUAUUCCAAGCUUCGAUCAUCCCAUUGAAACUCCUCCGCGAGCCCCUUCGCCAGUCCAUCGAUUUGGCACUCUAGCAGUUCAUGCUGGAUCUCCUCAUGAUCCUGUCACUGGCGCCGUCAUCGAAGCCAUCUCCCUUUCUACAACAUUUGCGCAAACCGCCGUCGGAAAACCCGUUGGUGCAUAUGAAUACAGCAGAAGCUCCAAUCCCAAUCGUGACAAUUUCGAACAGGCUGUCGCAGCUCUCGAACACGCAAAAUACGCCUUAGCUUUCUCUUCUGGCUCUGCUACCACGGCUACCAUUUUGCAGUCCUUAGCCGCUGGUUCGCAUGUUAUUUCGGUAUCGGACGUCUAUGGUGGAACCCACAGAUAUUUCACACAGGUAGCUAAGGCUCAUGGUGUGAAGGUUACAUUUACGCCAGAGAUCGAGGUGGAUGUUGUGGAUCAUAUUACACCAGAGACAAAACUCAUCUGGAUCGAGACUCCCAGUAACCCUACUCUGCGUCUUGUGGAUAUUAGAGCGGUGGCUACAGCGGCCCACGAACAUGGCAUCAUGGUUGUGGUUGACAAUACUUUCAUGAGCCCAUACGUUCAACAACCCUUGGACCACGGAGCUGAUAUUGUCGUUCACUCUGUCACUAAAUACAUCAAUGGACACUCCGAUGUAGUGAUGGGAGUGGCCGCUUUCAACUCAGACGCUAUGAAGGAGAGAUUAGGCUUUUUGCAAAAUGCCAUUGGAUGCAUACCUUCAGCUUUUGACAGCUGGCUCGCUCACCGUGGUCUGAAGACAUUGCAUCUCCGAGCUCGGGAAGCCACAGUUAAUGCGACAUUGGUAGCCAAAACAUUGGAAAGCUCACCCCACGUCAUCGCCGUCAACUACCCUGGCUUGGACUCCCACCCGCACCGCAAAAUUGCUCUCAAGCAACAUAGAGAUGGUAUGGGAGGUGGCAUGCUUUCAUUCCGUAUUAAGGGAGGUUCUGCUGCAGCUGAAAAAUUCUGUCAAAUGACAAACAUUUUCACAUUGGCAGAGAGUUUGGGAGGAGUCGAGAGUUUGGUAGAAGUACCAAGCAGCAUGACACAUGCUGGCAUUCCCAAGGCUCACAGAGAGGCCAUUGGUGUGUAUGACGAUUUAGUCCGUAUUAGUUGCGGAGUUGAAGAUGCAGAGGAUUUGAAAGCAGAUGUUUUGCAAGCGUUGGAAAAAGCCGUCGUUUGGCCCAAAAUCUCCAAUGGCUUGGAAAAUUACACUUCAUGA
Messenger RNA from Sclerotinia sclerotiorum 1980 UF-70, 1254 nucleotides. RefSeq lists its product as hypothetical. Gene Ontology annotation, biological process: transsulfuration. Lineage: Eukaryota; Fungi; Ascomycota; Leotiomycetes; Helotiales; Sclerotiniaceae. Gene Ontology annotation, molecular function: cystathionine gamma-lyase activity; pyridoxal phosphate binding. The record is from RefSeq and is a predicted model, not a curated record. The transcript has a single exon. Gene Ontology annotation, cellular component: cytoplasm. The coding region runs from base 1 to 1254 and encodes 417 amino acids.